AUGGGCAAACAACCCCAUCGUCUAACAGAAUAUAUAAUUGUGCUUGAUGAACAAGCAAAUAAAAGCAACAAAUUCUGUAUUUGUCAAGAAUGCGUAUUUGGUUCUUCUUAUGAAGAAGCAUAUAAGAAUAAGUUUGCAAACACACAAGAACUUGUUCGCCGCCACUUAAAAAAUUGCAAAUAUUUUAAGCAAAAAUAUAAUGAAUCUGAACAGGCAGAAAUUUUAGCCAAAUCAGAUAAAGUGGAUUCAGCAACUAAUAAUUCUUUUCAAGAAAGUACCAAUAAUAAUUCUGCUACUGGAUCUGAGAUUUCUUCAACUGCUAACUCUCUUCAGUCAGAUAAGUUUCGAGGUAAAAAAAAUAACAUAGAUCGAUAUUUAUUACGACCUUUAAGUGAAGAUCAACAGAAGCAUUUCGAACAACUCCUACUUAAAGCAACUGUUUCAUGUGGUUGGGCUUUUUCUUGGAUUGAAAACUCUGAAAUAAAGAUGCUCUUUGAGUUUCUCUAUCCACCAGUUAAACUGCCCUCACGAAAAAAGCUUG
Molecule: messenger RNA, 541 nt
Organism: Racocetra persica
Lineage: Eukaryota; Fungi; Glomeromycota; Glomeromycetes; Diversisporales; Gigasporaceae
Source: the annotation of a GenBank genome assembly